AUGACUGGAUUUAUGGCAUCGACUUGGUUACAAGGCUACCCUUAUCAUUUCCUUCCUAUUCCUGUCCUUCAUCAGUUGCCUUUCCCAUAUGAGAUGUAUACAGUGUUUUUAAUUAUCGGUAUUACCUUUGGAUGCUUAACGAUCAUUGCCUUGAUACCAGUAGUGCAUUGCGGAGGUGAAGAAGCAGAAAACUCUAUCGCUUAUCGAGAUGAAAAAAUAUUGAAAUAUACAGAAAGAGAAUUUAUUUUUCGAUUAUCUUGGUAUGUAGGCAAACUGAGUAAAACACUACGGCAAUUAACCCAGAACGUCUGCGACAUUCAAACAUGGUGGAAAUUUAUUACUAUGCUCAUAGUUUUACUUUGCUGUGCCCCGUUUGCUAUCAUAAAUAAGCUAUCGUUAGAAUAUUAUGCGUUUCGUAAAGCGGAUGUGAUCACAUAUCGAUUGUGCCAAAAGUUUCAUUGCCAUAGUAAAAAAUUAUCCCAUUCUAAAGCAUUUAUCAAAGCCGCUGUUUACAUCAUUUCUGUCCUAUAUUGCUCUGUGGAAAUGUUUUUAAUAUGGUCAGUAUUGCAGUUAUUGAUUAGAAUUUUAAUUACAUCGACUGCUUUUAUUAUUGCGCAUAGUAAUUUCUUUUCAGCUUAUUUAGCUCCAAGUUUCCCUUUUAUCUAUUUUACAAGACAAGCACUGCAAGGUUAUUCCGCCGAUAAAAUAUUACUAUCUAAAAAUAUCCUUGAUUUACAAGAUGAAAUACAAUCUGAUAUAGACGAUUACUUAUCCAACGAUGAUGGACAAAUGGAAAUUUUAUUUAUCGUUACUCCUAAAGGAGUCGAGGUCGAUCUACCUAUAAGACUAGAAAAUCUUCGUGAAGUAAUACGAGCUAGAUUAGAAUUAUUAGCAAUGGAAUGCGAUACAGAAUUUCGAUACGAGCAACAAUGUAUCUUUGUAAAAUUUCAAUUAGAUAAGAUAGAUGAAAAUGGGAGUAAAAUUUAUGACGUCGAGUUUUCUAGAUUUAAUAACGAUCUAAACGACUUACGUCAAAAAAUUAUGGUAGAGUUAAGUGAUCAACAUGUAGAUGCUCUACAACUCAGUCUGAAACCGUUCUAUUAUAAUGUAAAAUCUACAUCGGAUGAGAAUACUGAAGUCGGCAUCCCGAUCGAAUUUCAUCGUUAUCUUAGCAAUCAUGCUCCAAGAUUGGCAGCUAAUUUUAGCCAAUUAAUAACUCGUGUUAUUGCUAUAGCAUGUAUAGCUGCGUGCUUUAUAACGGCUGUAGCUUCUUUUAAUAUUAUUAAUAAUAUUACUACCUUGAGUAAUACUUUAUCAGGAACAGUUAUAUCUCACGUUACUAUGAUGGCAAGUAUGGCUUACCUUACCGAUGCAGCUCUAAAUGACGAUCAAAAGCAAAACAUAUUAAAGAAAUAUAUUAUGGAUUAUAUUUUAGGAUAUAAUUUUUUCUACACUAGAGCUCUAACAAAGUGCGGUGGUGAUAACUUCUUGUCUUAUAUAAACAACGACCUUAACCAGCAAGAAGGUCAAAUUAAAAAGUAUAUAAGUUGUAGUGUAUUUGUCCGUUUCAGAACUAGUUUGAUUGAAUCAACUACCACUCAUCGCAGGAAUUAUUCAUCGAUUCUAAAAAAUGUCUUCAACUACGACAAUAUGGAUGAUUAUGAUAGUCAUUGCGUUAAUGGAUACUUCUUCGUCCCAAGGUCGAAAUCAUAG
Molecule: messenger RNA, 1713 nt
Organism: Trichoplax adhaerens
Lineage: Eukaryota; Metazoa; Placozoa; Uniplacotomia; Trichoplacea; Trichoplacidae
Exons: 4
Coding region: 1-1713 (570 amino acids)
Source: RefSeq, a predicted model, not a curated record